AUGCAAAUAAAUCGAUGGAUAUGGUGGACCACUGUCAUUCUUCUUUAUCUCAGGACGGAAUUAUUGGAAGCAGCAGACUCAUCAAAAGAAAAUACAGCAGAUUUAUCAAGCGAAGAAAAAGAAAAGAAAUCAGACGGCAUCGAUAAAUGGAACUCCACAAAAAUUGAACCGAGCAAACCGAAGAAUGCAAAAGAACUUGGAAUUCAUCCAUGUGAAUCAAAUCAAGACUGUGUAUAUGGAGGAGUUUGUCAUCGCGGGAAAGAUGGUCACGGUAUCUGUCUCUGUCCGAGAAGUUGUCCUGCUAUUACGCCGAAGCGAUGUGGAUUUCGUUCCACAUCACCAUGUCUAGUAAUGGAUUCGGAAUACAGGUCGAAGUAUGAUGUAAAAGAACCAACAUGUUACUUGAAUGAGUGUUUGUGUCCUCCACAAUUCGAUACUGUCCAUGUUACUGCCAAUCAGAAACCUCUCAAAUUAAACUCAACACUUUUACCAACAAAAUGUGAUAAACGAGAUCUAGCUGUCGUUAGUCGAGCUCAUCCAUCAUUAUCAGUAUUCAAAGCAAUGGACGUUACAUUGUUCUGUUGUGUGAAUGUAGAUCCCGAAGGGUUCAUAGAUGUUGCAAAUGUGUUUUUCAUUCAAAAUGGAACGAUUAUCAGAGAACCAACAUCUCAUCCAUUUGCAACUCGGAAUGGGCAGCCACGUAGAGUCCACGAAAAGCAAUCUUGUUGGGAACUGGAAAUAAAAAAUGCUCAAGUUUCGGAUUCUGGAAUUUACAUGUGCCGAGUAACAACGGCUUCGCCUGAAUUAGAUGUCACUGAUACAAUGAUUUUUGAAGUUAAAGAACAUCUUCGGCGAACACAUUCGUACUGGUACAAGCGUCCAAAAAAAGUUAUGUCAGCAUCAUCAUCAUUGAAAGAUUCUGAUGAUGAUGAUGACUUAACUUUACCGACAAAACCCUCGCAUUUGCCACCUCGUCAAAUCCAAAAACUAGCUGUUAAUGCAUCAGAAAGAGAAGCUGUCGUAACAUGGGAGUCAGAUGGAGAAGAUAUGGCAAUUGAUUUGAGACUUGUUCGACGAACUGACAGUCGAGGAGCUGUAGUUUACAGUAAGGACAAUGUGACAGCUCCAGUUGUCAUCAAGGAUCUUCGUGCUGCCACUCCGUAUACUUUAUUCGUAUCUGGAAAAGAUGGUCUCGUUCCAUUUGAGUUCACUGAGCACUUCUCAACGAAACAAAAACGUCCUUUCCCACCAAAGGAAGAAGAUGUUCGUGUUUUGAAUUCUGGAACGUCGUUGAGUUGUGAAGUUGAAUGGAAAAGUCCAGCUGAGACGAAUGGUCGUAUUGUGAAAUACUUUGUUUCCGUUCGUGGCGCCAUGAGAAAAUCAGAUGGAACUCUGACUCCAGAUGAUUUUCCAUCGGCAGAAGAUGUGGACAAACGAUGUGCAAAUUGGGACGAAGAUGAAUCAAAAGCAUCUCAAAAUUCAGUAAAUCCUAUUGAUUUCUCGAAUGAUUUCUAUUCUUGCAAAUUUGGACCUUUGAAACCCAAUCGAAACUAUUCUGUAACUGUUUGGGCAGAAAACUCUGCUGGGCGUUCUCUGCCAGCCCUUUUCAAAAAGAAUUGUGUCACAAAUUUUGCUCAACCGGAUUUAGUAGAAGCACCACAGACUCGUUUAACUAGCAACAUGUCAACAUUCGAAUUAGCUUUCUCCCGUCCACCUGAUGAUAUGAAUGGACCGAUCAGUUGCUACUAUAUCGCAAUUGUUCCUCUUCCAACGAAUGUUUCUCUGGAUCUUUUGCCGAACAGUGAUGAGAUUGUGAUGGAUUCAUUUUCAAAAGUAUUCACCAAUAAUCUUCACGCAUCCGCUGCUGAGAAGAAACGUUUCUUCGCCUAUGUAGCAGAAUCUUAUACUGAAUUACCAAUAGAAACAACGAUUGGAGAUGGUAUUGGAGUUACGGGAUUGAAAGCAUGCAAUGUUCAAUAUCUUAGUCGCUACUCUGCAGAAGAUCUUGCAUUGAGAACUGGAUUAAAAUACACUGGAUUCUUGAUUGUUCGCGUGGAUAAAGAAGAAGAGCUGAAUAGGAAAGAUGCCAGACCUGGAGCCGGACCGAACAUUUUGAGAAAUUUAAUGGAUAAAAGUGCUCCGACGACAUCAAGAACACACACCUCAACUUCAUCAACACGCCACCUUCGUCAACUUCAUCUCAGUGGGCCCGCGUAUGGAUACUCGGAUUAUUUCAAACCUGUUCUUCUCGAUGAAGAUGGUCCUAGUACUGGAUUCGGAAUUUUCGUCAAAGUCUUUUUACCUCUUCUUUUGUUCAUAAUAGUUGCUGCCGGAGUCACUCUUAUUCUACUUCAUCGAAAGAGUCCGAUGCUGACUACUUGGUGUCCAUUUUUCUCAAAAAUGGUAUCUAAAGAUGCUGUUGAACGAACAUUACUGAAACAAACAUUCGGAGCAAUUCCAGUUGAAGAUCUUCCAACAGAAUUCGUACUUCGUCAUCGAGAUUCUGAUUUCUUGUUUGUCCAAGAGUACGAAGCACUUCCACAUUUUCCAAUGAAUACGGUUGCUAGUAGCAAAAAAGAGAAUGCAGUCAAAAACAGAUACAACGAUAUUCGCGCAUUCGAUGAAACACGUGUGAAAUUGAAACAAAUUAGAGGAGACGAACACUCGGACUACAUCAAUGCAAACUUCAUUAAAAGUUGGAAAGAGAAGAAGUUGUUUAUUGCUGCACAGGCACCAGUUGAAGCAACGAUUGACGACUUUUGGAGAAUGAUUUGGGAACAGGAGUCGUAUUUAGUGGUGAUGGUUGCUAAUUUAACUGAAAAGAACCGACAACAGUGUGCAAAGUAUUGGCCCGACGAAGAAAUGACACGAUAUGGGGAUAUCAUUGUAGAACCUUCGACUGUUUCAUUUCAUUCAGAUUAUGCUGUUCGUGCAUUUGAUAUUGCUCAUAUAGCAGACUGUGGAUCUGAUGUAAUUCCAACUGAAAACGGAGUCGAGUACGCUAAUGUUCCAAUAGUCAAAGGGCAAUUUGCUAAUUGCUCUCGUCGUGUUCUACAGUAUCAUUUCACAAACUGGAAUGACUAUAAAGCGCCUGAAUGUUCAACAGGUUUACUUCGAUUCAUGUACAUUCUCAGAGAGCUGCCACAGUUCAAUACUUCGCCAGUUGUCAUUCACUGCAGUGCUGGAGUUGGUCGUACUGGAACAUUCAUUACAAUUGAUUCGAUGUUCGAUCAAUGUCUUGCCGAAGGAAAAGCCAAUGUAUUUGAAUUCGUAUGCAAUCUACGUCGUCAAAGAAACUUGAUGGUUCAAUCGAUUGAACAAUACGUAUUCAUUUAUAAAGCAUUGGCAGAAUGGCAUAUGUAUGGAUAUACUGAUAUGGAUGUUCAUUCUUUUGAAGAUCACUAUAAUCGAUUGUGUGAAAGUACGUGUUCAUUGAGAGAUAGAGCUGUUAGUUUCAAUCAAUCCUCAUCUGGAAAUGGAUCGAUUUCACCAAAAGUUGCCAUUGUAUCUUCUCGAGAAUCAAUUGUAACAUCUAAUAGUGAAACUGGAUUAGAAGAGGAAUUCAAGAAACUGGAACGUAAUUUGUCAACAUCUCUCACCUCGAACUUCGCUGCAAAGGAUGAAAAUAUUCUAAAAAAUCGGUUUGAAGCGGCCGUUCCAUAUGACAAAUAUCGAGUAGCCCUUCCUCAAAUCAUUGGACAUUCCGACUCAUCCUAUAUCAAUGCAUCACAUAUCAAAGGUUACUUUUAUGAUUACAUCGCUGCUCAAGAUCCAGUAUCGGCAGCUACAGUUUUCGAUUUCUGGAGAAUGGUAGCUGAUCUAAAAGUGAAUACAAUUGUUAUGUUAAGUAACGAAAAUGAUUGGAGUGAACAAGAGAAGUACUGGCCACUCGAUGGACCUGGUACUGAAAGACACUUCCAAGACGGACGAAUUGCAGUUGAUGUUAUCUUUAAUUCUGUGGAACAACAUCAAGAUUUUAUUAUCCGAAAUCUUGCAUACACAAUGAAAGACUCAGAUAUAACGUGUCAAAACCAAGACGUUAUUCAAUACUGUUAUACUGCUUGGCCGGCUGAUUCACUCGUACCAAAAUCAUCGAAUAGCAUGAUGAAUCUGAUCAGUUUGGUUUUGCAGAGACAGAGUAAUUUGAUUGAAUCUCGAGCUCCAAUUGUUGUCCAUUGCAGAAAUGGAUCAUCAGAGACAGGAAUUUUUAUCUGCAUUUCUUUACUUUUACUGCGACAAAAAGCCGAACAACGGAUAGACAUCUUCCAAACAGUCAAAGGACUUCAAUCCCACCGUCCGAUGAUGUUCACCCGUUUCGAGCAGUAUUCUUUCUGCUACAGUGCUCUUGCUGAUUUUAUCUCCAAGACAUUUAGGUAG
This is a messenger RNA of Caenorhabditis remanei, 4377 nucleotides long. RefSeq lists its product as uncharacterized. The transcript has 18 exons. The record is from RefSeq and is a predicted model, not a curated record. The coding region runs from base 1 to 4377 and encodes 1458 amino acids. Gene Ontology annotation, biological process: protein dephosphorylation. NCBI's taxonomy places the organism in Eukaryota, Metazoa, Nematoda, Chromadorea, Rhabditida, Rhabditidae. Gene Ontology annotation, molecular function: protein tyrosine phosphatase activity; protein binding.